Molecule: messenger RNA, 1525 nt
Organism: Hippocampus zosterae (dwarf seahorse)
Lineage: Eukaryota; Metazoa; Chordata; Actinopteri; Syngnathiformes; Syngnathidae
Gene: mturn
Product: maturin, neural progenitor differentiation regulator homolog (Xenopus)
Exons: 3
Coding region: 1-390 (129 amino acids)
Biological process (GO): regulation of signaling; positive regulation of megakaryocyte differentiation
Cellular component (GO): cytoplasm
Source: RefSeq, a predicted model, not a curated record
AUGGAGUUCAAGCAUCUGGUGGAGGCGGCCGAGAAGUGGUGCUCGGGGAACCCGUUCGAGCUCAUCUUCGCCGAGGAGGACGAUGAGAGGCGGCUGGACUUCUACGCGGAGCCCGGCGUCUCCUUCUACGUGCUGUGUCCCGGCGGAACCGACACUUUUCACGUGUGGAGCGAAAGUGAGGAUUGCCUACCGUUCUUACAGCUGGCUCAGGAUUACAUCUCAUCCUGCGGCAAGAAGACCCUGCUGGAGGUGCUACAAAAGGUCUUCACGUCCUUCAGGCCUCUGCUGGGGCUCCCUGACAUAGAAGACGAGACGUUUGAGCACUACCACGCCGACGUGGAGGGCGAGCCGGGGCCCGACCAUCAGCAGAUGGGGGUCAGCCAGCAGUGACGAGGAAAGAGGAGGAGGGAGGAAGCCGGCCAGCGAUCCUGGGGUGGGGGUGGGGGGGGCUCACUACGGACACACACACACACAUACAGAGGGCCAUAUUACAAGAAAAAAAAUGCACCGCGUUCUUGAAUGUUGCUUUGCUUUCUAAAGGCGCGCGCUCUGUUGCACUUGGUUGAACCCUGUCCCUUUCAGUCCCGCUGCAUAUAAACAAAACAGGGUUUACGUGACCUACGCCGACGCGCAACCAUCAUAAUCAUUCACCGUUUACGGUUAACCUUCCACCGCGCGGCAGCGGUUACGGCACGACUUCCGACUUCCCGGGAGGCGAAUGUGACCAUUAACCCACUUUCUGCGCUCGCCUUGCUACAACGCGCAAACGCCAGAGAGGAGGAUGGAGGAGUGAGAAAAAAAACACACACACACACACCGAGAUGAGGCGAAGCGUGGAGAUUUUUCCAUUGGCGAUCCAAAGUGAACCUCAAGUGUUUUGACUGCGAUUCUAAAAAGCGUGUUACGUGUUUGCUUAUCAGGAGAGUAUUUUGGGUUACAUCACCGUAAGAGAAAGGAUUUUUUUUCCUCCCCCUCUUUUGCCAUCUUGUGACUGUCACAACAAAAGGCCCUGUGCUGCAGUUGACGCGCUUCCUGGUUGCAGUGUCACAUGACACCCUCGUUUAUCUUUAUCUCUUAACUGUGGUCUUCCUAGUUGUUGCCUUGCCUCUCCCAGCACAAGCCGUUCACAUAACUUUCAAUUUAGCAUAGAUUAACCAUAUGCAGAUGCAAACGGCAGAAUAAAGUCUGUACAGGGGGAGUACAGUAUGCACAUUUUUGGUCCAGGAAAUAAGUUCUGGUGUCCUGUAAUCACAGGUACAUUAGUAGACAUUGUACACAGAGGCACAGAGAUGGACUCCAGUUGUACUCCCCAGAUUUUCCAAUGAAGUAAAUCUGAUUUCUGUUGUUAUUUACCGCCGAGAGCCAGCCUGCCGAUCACCACCUUCUUCACGGUUUCUCUUGAGCCUGUGUUAGUGUCAUCCUAGGCCUCUUCUGAUGUUCUUCAUGCAAUGUAUCUUUAAUGCGUUUGCCCCCUUGAGACGUGCGUGGGUGUGUGCAAUUGUUCCAAUAAAGCGUGUGAACCCAA